This is a messenger RNA of Coregonus clupeaformis (lake whitefish), 3271 nucleotides long. RefSeq names its product zinc finger protein 239-like. Lineage: Eukaryota; Metazoa; Chordata; Actinopteri; Salmoniformes; Salmonidae. Gene Ontology annotation, molecular function: RNA polymerase II cis-regulatory region sequence-specific DNA binding; DNA-binding transcription factor activity. The transcript is spliced from 3 exons. Gene Ontology annotation, biological process: regulation of transcription by RNA polymerase II. The record is from RefSeq and is a predicted model, not a curated record. Bases 456 to 1643 code for a protein of 395 amino acids.
GAUACUCGAUUGCUCUGGCCUGUCUGACUGAACGCAACAACGCCAGUCAAAGCGGAAGUUGCUGCCCUGCUAAAGAGUCGUGCUAGUAUUAGCCUUUAAGCAAUAUAUCCUCCUCUCAAUCUCCAAAAUACAUCAGCCACAGGACAACUUUGUUUGGACGUCAUAAAGGACCAUUAGCCUUAACUGGAUAGAUAUCGCUAGCUACCUAUUUUUCCACGUUAGCUAGCUGGGAUUUUCUAAAAGGAAUCUGGUCAUCUAAAGUGUAUGGACUUCCUGCUGUCUUCUUCUUCUACUGGUCAUCUAAAGUGUAUGGACUUCCUGCUGUCUUCUGCUACUACAGGUCAUCUAAAGUGUAUGGACUUCCUGCUGUCUUCUUCUUCUACUGGUCAUCUAAAGUGUAUGGACUUCCUGCUGUCUUGCCAUUGACAGAUUCAGUGAAAUCGGAAGAGCAGGGAAUGUCUUGGUUACUCCAACUGAAAGAGGACAUCAGAAAGAUACAGGAAGAAUCUAGUGUGGCUCCCAUGAGUCCCAGCCAGUCUGAUGACGAAGCGGGGGACAGCCCUAACGGUCGCUCACUCAGUGGGAAGGGCUUAUCUGGGAAGACUCCAGGGUUGAAAGGGAUCCAGCGACCUUAUAGCUGUGAUGUGUGUAAGAAGACUUUCACUCAGUCAGUAAACCUACGAAGACACCAAAGAGUACACACUGGAGAGAAACCUUACAGUUGUGAUCAUUGUGGGAAGAGUUUUGCUCGUUCGGGACCCCUGACUAUUCACAAGCGUGUACACACUGGAGCGAAACCUUACAGGUGUGGUCUGUGUGGGAAAAGCUUUGCUCGUUUGGGAGCCCUGACUAUUCACAAGCGUGUACACACUGGAGAGGAACCUUACAGCUGUGAUCAAUGUGGGAGGAGUUGCAAAGAUACCACAGCCCUGAAUGAACACAUGCGUACACACACGGGCGAGAAACCUUUUAGCUGCUACGUCUGUGGAAUGAGUUUUUCUCGACAAAGCAACCUGAAUGUACACAUGCGUACACACACAGGAGAGAAGCCUUACAUCUGUGAUCAAUGUGGGAAGAGAUACACUCAUGCAGGUGAAUUGACAAAACACAUACGUGCGCACACUGGAGAGAAACCCUACAGCUGUGACCAGUGUGGGAAGAGUUUUGCUCGAACUGAUUACCUGACUGAACACAAGGUAACACACACCGGAGAGAAGCCUCAUAGUUGUGAUAUAUGUGGAAAGGGCUUCACUCGGCCUAACUGCUUGGCUGCACACAAGCUAACACACACAGGAGAGAAGCCCUACCUCUGCUCAGACUGUGGGAAGAGCUUCUAUACACCAGCAAAGUUGAAAGAGCACAAGCGAUCACACACAGGAGAGAACCCUUACAGGUGUGGUCUGUGUGGGAAGAUCUUUGCUUGUUUGGGAUCCCUGACUAAACACAAGCAUGUACACACUGGAGAGAAACCAUACAACUGUGGUCUGUGUGGGAAGAGCUUUGCUUUUUCGGGAUCCCUGACUAAACACAAGCGUGUACACACUGGAGAGAAACCUUACAGCUGUGACCAGUGUGGGAAGAGCUUCACUCAGUCAACAAACCUGACUAAGCACAGACGCAUUCACUCUGGAGAGAUGCCCUAAAGCUGUGAUCUAUGUGGGAUUAACUUCACUCAGUCAUGUUCUCUGGCAAGACACAAUAGUAGGAGUCACACAGGAGAGAAGCUGUACUGCUGUGAUGUAUGUGGGAUGAACUUCGCUUAUUAGUGUCUUAUUUCAUGGGCUCAUAUUGUCAAUUAAAUAAUGUAGAAUAUUUUAGCAAUGUUAUAAUAAGAGUUCAUGUUUUAAUUCAAUUUGAAUGCAUAUAUUAAUACAUACCAUGUUAUUUUGCUUUUAGUAAGAUUAAAUACAAAGCUCCUAUGAACUUUGGCAUUCCUUAUUCUUCAGAGAACAACAAAAAAAUGCAGCAAGUUUUACCAGAAGUAAGAUUAGUUACAGGAAGCAUCAUCCAUGUAGACACAAUAGUUUUUAUCUCCUAUUGAGGAAGACUAAUGACCGGGCUGCUGCACAGUCACUAUGGGAGCUCUUUCUAGAGCGUCCGGUUAAAUUAGGCAUACAAGUAUUUUUUUUACGAACUCAAAUGGCAUGAAAAAUACGGGGGCACUCUGUAUGAACGUCGCUGGCUAAACUAUCACUCAAAUAACGGCCAACCCUUGUCAGUAUUGAUCCUACGUCAAAUGAAACAACAAAUUAAAUAACAAAGCAACUUAUUUGUUUCUGUAAGUGAGGACCUGGUGGACUGUAUAUUCUUUAGGUGAGGUUACUUUAUGUGUUCUCUCCCGUGUGCUGGUAAGGGCACAGAUGGCAGACAGGUAGGAUUCCAGUUGAAGGGCACAGAUGGCAGAUAGGUAGGAUUCCAGUUGAAGGGCACAGAUGGCAGACAGGUAGGAUUCCCGUUGAAGGGCACAGAUGGCAGACAGGUAGGAUUCCAGUUGAAGGGCACAGAUGGCAGACAGGUAGGAUUCCAGUUGAAGGGCACAGAUGGCAGACAGGUAGGAUUCCAGUUGAAGGGCACAGAUGGCAGACAGGUAGGAUUCCAGUUGAAGGGCACAGAUGGCAGACAGGUAGGAUUCCAGUUGAAGGGCACAGAUGACAGACAUGUAGGAUUCCAGUUGAAGGGCACAGAUGGCAGACAGGUAGGAUUCCAGUUGAAGGGCACAGAUGGCAGACAGGUAGGAUUCCCGUUGAAGGGCACAGAUGGCAGACAGGUAGGAUUCCAGUUGAAGGGCACAGAUGGAAGACAGGUAGGAUUCCAGUUGAAGGGCACAGAUGGCAGACAGGUAUAAGGGAGAAUGGGACACAGAAAUUGAGUUUAAAGAGUUUACUGAGUAGAACAUCAAUCUUCUGAUAUAAUUUUUCAAGAGAAAUUAGUCUGGCUCUGGCCCACCCUCCAGUAAAGUAGAUGGCAGCAAUGCACCAUUAACAUUGGAUACCAACCAUCGGUAAACCCCACCGAAGAAGAAGUAUACUUAUAUAAACAAUGGUUGAUAAAUGAAGAUAGUUCACUCAGGCCCGUUUACCAUUGAAAACCAUUGGGAAAAAUAGUCAGUUCUGGUCUACUUAACUCAUGGACUUUCAUUGAACCACAAAAAAACGAGACUCCCUAAAAACACCCCACUUUGAUACAAGUGACUUCGUAACAGGUUAGUAAAGCAUUUUCGCUAACCCUUUUCCUAAACUCCUACAUUAAUUAUCAUAACCUGCUGCGAAAA